Messenger RNA from Labrus bergylta (ballan wrasse), 1494 nucleotides. Lineage: Eukaryota; Metazoa; Chordata; Actinopteri; Labriformes; Labridae. The record is from RefSeq and is a predicted model, not a curated record.
CUGCGUUAUGACUUUAAAACAUUUUUUUUCUGUGGUCUAAAAAGGGUGGGAUACUUAGCAGGAAAACUUGCUGAGGCUCUCAGGUCAAGGCAGCCGGAACUCAACAUCACUGACAGAGACGUCCUUUGUGUUCAGAUUGCUGGCCUCUGUCAUGACCUGGGUCAUGGACCCUUUUCCCAUCUGUAUGAUGGAAUGUUCCUCCCCAAAGCACUGGAAAAAAAGAGGAAAUUAAAGAAAUGGAAGCAUGAAAGGGGCUCUCGUCUCAUGCUAGACCACCUGGUGGAACAGAAUAAUUUUAAACCAACGAUGAAAAAGUAUGGACUGAAACCUGAAGAAGAUAUAACAUUCAUUAAGGAGAUGAUUGCUGGACCUCUACAGGAAUCUAAAGAGCAGGAGUGGCCGUACAAAGGGCGCCCAAAAGAAAAGUCCUUCCUCUACGAAAUUGUGUCCAACAAAAAAAACGGCGUUGAUGUGGACAAGUUUGACUACUUGGCCAGGGACUCUUCCUACCUGGGGACCAUGAACAACUUUGACUUUCGUCGCUUCCUGCAGUUUGCCAGAGUGUGUGAGGUUGAAGACAAAGACUGCAAAGAAGGAAAAAGGAAAACUAUCUGCACCAGAGACAAGAAGGAAGACCAUAUGUACCACUUGUUCUAUAUAAGACACUGUCUCCACAAAAGAGCCUGUCAGCACAAAGUAAACCAAAUCAUACAAGAAAUGAUUGCAGAGGCUUUUUUUAAAGCAGACGGUCACAUGCAGAUUAAAGGAUCAGGAGGGAGGAUGUUCACUCUCUCUACAGCCAAUGAGGACAUGGAGGCCUACACAAAGCUCACAGACAACGUGUUUGAGGAAAUACUGAAGUCUUCCUGCUCAGAGCUAAAAAAGGCAAGAGAGAUUCUGCAAAACAUCAUCUCUCGAAAGAUCUACAAGUUUGUUGGUGAGACAAUGCGACAGGUCCCCAUCCAGGAUUGGGAAAGCCUGAUUCCUAGCUGGAAAAAAGGACUGGCUGAGGGAGAAAGAAACCUGACACCAAAGGACUUUGAAAUCCUGGUCAUUGAAAUGGACUAUGGCAUGGACGAUAAAGACCCUAUCCAACAUGUUCAUUUCUACAGCAAAUCUGAGCUUGACAAGGCAAAGCCAAUGCCCGAAGAAAAGCUGGUUGCGCUGUGCCAGCCUCGGUUGCAUCCAGCCGAAAGACCGGACAUCCCCGCAGAACUACGGAGGAAGAGAAGGGGAUGCAGAGCCGGAGUGAAGUGCCGGGAAAAGAAAAGACGGUACAAACCAUCCGUGCCGUCUUUAAUUAUGGGGAAUGUAAGAUCUCUCCCUAAUAAGAUGGAGGAGCUGACGGCGCUCACCCGGCUUCAGAGGGAGUACCGAGAGUGUAGCAUCAUGCAGUUCACGGAGACAUGGCUGAAUGAACUCACUCCGGACACGCUCGUAACUUUGGACGGCUUCCCUCGUCAGAGCGGACCGGAGCGCGAGGGAGAGCGGUAA